AGGUGCCUUGGUGGAUGCCGUCGCUGGCAUGGCAAAGAUCCCGGCUGAGCAAUUGCGAUGGGUAGCUGAUCAAGGCCAGCGUUGCUUGGAGGUGCUUGUCCAAAGACCCGACUUCACUCCUUGCUUUCCGGCGACCAUCAGGGUGCCCAAGGAGGACUGGCUCCGGCUUUGCUGGUGCGAAGACUCCGCCGUGGAGGUUUCAGAAAGGGGGAUGGAGUUUGAUCUUGAGGUCCUUGCGAUGCUGCAGCUCAAUUUCCGUGACAGGCGCCAACUAGCACUUCGGCCACCCUUGGCCAUGUGUCAAUGCCUCUUCUUCCACGACCUUCGUGUGGUGGGCGAGGUGGCUGAGACGAAGAUCAUGGACAUCAUCUACCAGGUCUGUGGCCCUGAGAUUUUGCUGGAGGCGUUCGAGUUGGAGGAGCUGCCGGAAGGCCGAAUGGCUUGGUCCUUCCGGGUCAUACUGCGCCACGCGUUCGGUGUGGGAGAGCGCUGACCCGAGCGAGGUGGAUGGUGUUCCAGAGGGCCAGCGGCAUUGGAGAACGGGCUUCUGGAGCGCUCGAAAAGCACCACGAAGCGCCGUGGCUCUUCUUUGCCUCGGUCGCGAGUGCCUUGGACGAACAGACCGCCUAUGGCGCCUACCAGGCCGUGAGAGAGGCCGUGAGGGCUGCAGAAAUGACCUUGUGCUAGAAGAAAAGGUCUGGCUG
Durusdinium trenchii is the source of this 704-nucleotide messenger RNA. NCBI's taxonomy places the organism in Eukaryota, Dinophyceae, Suessiales, Symbiodiniaceae. The record is from the annotation of a GenBank genome assembly.